CCCGCCCGAGUCCGGCCGGACCGGGGUCCCCGCACGGGCCUCGGACGCCUGCGCCCCGCCCCCACCGGUGCCCCGCGACCGCACGCCCGGGCCCCGCCCCGGCCCCGCCCCCGGCCCGCCCCGCUAUUCUGGCCGGUGGGCCAUGCAGGGGAGGCUGCCGGCGGGUAGGGGCGGCGCGGGGUCGCAGGGAGCCGGGCUCGUCCGCACCACGUGCAGCAGCGGUGGCGGGUCCGGGGCCGGCGCCGGGCAGCCCGGCGCGAGGCCCUCGGAGGGGCCGCUGGACCCCGUCUACCCCCGCACUUAUGGGGCCCUGCUGAAAGUGGCGCAGAUGGUCACUCUGCUGAUCGCCUUCAUCUGCGUGAGGAGUUCUGUGUGGACCAGGUACAGUGCCUACAGCUACUUUGAAGUGGUCACCAUCUGCAACUUGAUAAUGAUCCUCGUCUUUUACCUGGUGCAUCUCUUCCGUCUCUACCGCGUGCUCACCUGCAUCAGCUGGCCCCUGUCGGAACUUCUGCACUAUUUAAUCGGUACCCUGCUCCUCCUAAUCGCCUCCAUUGUGGCAGCCUCCAAGAGUUACAGCCAGAGCGGACUGGUAGCUGGAGCGAUCUUCGGUUUCGUGGCCACCUUCCUCUGCCUGGCGAGCAUAUGGCUGUCCUACAAGAUCUCGUGUGUGACCCAGUCAACAGAUGCCGCUGUCUGAGGACACCCUGUGCCCCGGCCCGAGGCAGGCCCUGAGACGGGAGCAUCGGGGGGCCGGCGCCCAGGACGGGCUUCUGAACCUCUGCUCCUGUGCCAAAGCCCUGCCCACACUGCUGGGCACAAGAGGGGCCCUCGGCGUCCUCCUGGGCUCCUGAGCCGCUCUCAGCCUUUCUGGUCUUCCUUGGAGAAUAGUCCUCGCCGCCUGGGAACGAAAGCAGCCUCCAGGGAAAUCUGGUCUCUUCCUCCUGCUCUUAGAACCAACUGUCUCAGGGACUGAUGACCCCACUUACCUACCACAGCGGAGGGUUUCUGAAUACUCCUGCCUAAAUCUGCUUCUACUCCACAUUCCUCAGGGGGAUGAAGCUGCCUUAAGUCCUCUUAUAGAAACAAAGCUCUCUCUGGGGCACCAGGGUGGCUCAGUCGGUUAAGUUUCCCACUUCGGCCCAGGUCAUGAUCUCACGGUUCAAAAGUUCGAGCCCCGUGUCGGGCUCUGUGCUGACAGCUCGGAGCCUGGAACCUGCUUC
Prionailurus viverrinus (fishing cat) is the source of this 1223-nucleotide messenger RNA. RefSeq names its product CKLF like MARVEL transmembrane domain containing 7 (gene CMTM7). Lineage: Eukaryota; Metazoa; Chordata; Mammalia; Carnivora; Felidae. Bases 143 to 700 code for a protein of 185 amino acids. The record is from RefSeq and is a predicted model, not a curated record. Gene Ontology annotation, cellular component: membrane. The transcript is spliced from 5 exons.